AUGUGCCAGUCGGCCGGCCCCCCCACCCCCACUCCCGGCCGGCCUCCGCAGCUAGCUCCGCGCCCCGGUCCGCGGCUUCCUCCCGCUCGGUGUCCCUCGGCGGCCCUCGGCGAAUCUCCGCCGUUCCCGCCCCCCGGAGAGUUCAAAAGGACGCGCGGAGCGGCGCCGGGCCCUUUCCGCGGCAGCCCGUCCGACUGGGAAGGUGAGCACGCGGAGGAGGGCACCUGGGGAGGGCGGGAGGCCCGGCCGAACCCGGGGGCCGCGAGCACACGGCAGUCGCCUCGGCCGCGGGAGCGACGCCAGCCCAGAGCGGCCGGAGCCUCCCGUCGCGGCCGCUCGGAAACGCCCGCCCGGGACAGCUGGUCCCACGCGCCGCGGGCUGCCCCGGGAGCCGUGUGCGGAUCUGCUCUCUCUCCACUUGCUGCGAUGACUAGCCUGCUAACCACGCCUUCUCCAGGAGAAGAGCCGAUGACCACCCCAAUCCUGCAGGCCACUGAAGCCCUGUCCCCCAAAGCCGAGGCCAGCACAGCACUCAUAGCAGUUGUUAUCACCGUGGUCUUCCUCACCCUGCUCUCGGUCGUGAUCUUGAUCUUCUUUUACCUGUACAAGAACAAAGGCAGCUACGUCACCUACGAACCUGCAGAAGGCGAGCCCAGCGCCAUCCUCCAAAUGGAGAGUGACUCAGCCAAGGGCAGGGAGAAGGAGGAAUAUUUCAUCUAAUGACUCCCGGGCCCCAAGGAGCUUAUCCAGGCUCCGGUGUUAACACACUAUUUAAUUUAUUAGGCGCAAGUUUUAUCUGAAACCAGUGAGAAGCACUGAUCGAUAUAGGCAAACCUGAGCUCUUUCUAGGACACAGGCCCAAAUGAAUGCCAGCGUCACUGACACCAGGGACACAGAGGAAACUGCUCAUGCUGUCGUUAGCCAGGCCUUUCUAAUAUGGCGGGUUUCUGUGGCUGCCCAAGAAGGUGGUGCUGUACCAGACAACAUGAGUAUGUGCCCAAUCAUCUUCAGUGUUUUCAAGGUUGAAGGGAAGGACAGUUAUGAGUCGCUGGCUGCUCCCCUAUCCCUUACCUGGUCAACUAGUUGACAGCCUGAGCAGAGAUAGUGUCUAGUCAUACUAGUUCUUGCCAGGUGCUGGAUACCAGAGUAAAAGGCCAGACCAGGAGGGACAGACUAUGGAGACCUCACCUCCUGAUGAAUGUGCUCCAUCUCCUGAGCCUUCUUCCUUUCCAUAUUCCCCAACAACCUUACACUGAUGCUGUUUUUUUCACAAUUAAAAAUGUUUAUUGAUAAUAGAAAUCCGA
Messenger RNA from Herpailurus yagouaroundi (jaguarundi), 1304 nucleotides. It is a transcript of the gene SMAGP, whose product is annotated as small cell adhesion glycoprotein. The record is from RefSeq and is a predicted model, not a curated record. The transcript has 5 exons. The coding region runs from base 1 to 720 and encodes 239 amino acids. NCBI's taxonomy places the organism in Eukaryota, Metazoa, Chordata, Mammalia, Carnivora, Felidae.